Molecule: messenger RNA, 684 nt
Organism: Alternaria rosae
Lineage: Eukaryota; Fungi; Ascomycota; Dothideomycetes; Pleosporales; Pleosporaceae
Exons: 2
Coding region: 1-684 (227 amino acids)
Source: RefSeq, a predicted model, not a curated record
AUGACCAGCCAUAUCGACAGCACUCCUAUGGAGAUCGACGCGGACAGCAGCGGUCUUCCGUCCCCUGCUGGUACUGACAUCCGUCCCGAUUCGCCAGGUAAGAGCGACUCUGGCAAGAGCGAUAGCAGCACGCUUCCCUAUACCGACGACUUUGAGACCCUACCUUCAAGGGGCCCGUCCAGUCAUGCUCACAUUCUCGAUCUUGCCAAGCAUGCUGCGUCGAUGAAAGAGGACGCCACCCUCAAGCUCCAAGAUGCCGUUGUAACCGCCCUGUACAACAUCUCGCCAGCGACGCUCAAGUCGUUCGUCAAUCCCACUGUCAACACCUUCAAGGCUAUAUUCGGUAACAAGGACGUUCAGCUCGUCGUAUGGCGCAAGGGUCUUGAAGUCUUCAUCGGCACAUUCGAGCACCACACAUCCAUGAAGGCGUACCGCUUCGAACACGUCGCCGGCUUCCUAAUCGGCUACGAUGGAUCCUGGCAUCUAAAAGUUACUGCCAGCAACGCCUACUCCGCCCCCAAGUGGCCCGAUGUGUGGGGCGGCAAGUUCGAGUGCCAUGGUGGCGUCGCGAAGAUGACGGUUGAGACUGGAGAGAUGGGAAUGGCGAAGCGAGCCUCGGCUUUGGCGAGUGCGAUGAUCGGUGGCAGAUACUGGGAGUUGAAGACUGAUAUCAAGAUUACCUGA